Molecule: messenger RNA, 216 nt
Organism: Phytophthora nicotianae INRA-310
Lineage: Eukaryota; Oomycota; Peronosporomycetes; Peronosporales; Peronosporaceae
Exons: 2
Coding region: 1-216 (71 amino acids)
Source: RefSeq, a predicted model, not a curated record
AUGCCAGAAAGAAGCGAGUCAUGCUGUCUUCCGUCUUCGGUCACGUCAGCUGGCAUUUGUUCGCAGAGUGGAGCUUUCAGCAUCGUUGUGAGCGAGAAGAACAUCGGCUGGAAGGUGCCGAUGCAAACAUAUUUGGUCGUUGAGAUCUGCAAGCUGGAUAAUGGAUCCACACUGUUGAGGGAACCACAUCUCACUCGCAAGACGACCAGCUUCUAG